CAAAGCAAAAAAAAAGAAAAAGCUAUGACGACAUUUAUAAAAUAAAAAGAGGACCUGAAACACUUGACACAACACCUUAUUCCUCAACCUCUUAUUCUUCUCCUCCUCCCUCCUUAUCAAAAAGCUCUCUCACGCACCGCCUCUACGCUGCUCUUAUCGGCCAUAGACAUUCUCAUAGCCUUACUACACUGUUAUGUAGGUUAUAUAUAUAUUAUUAUGAUUCGGGUAAAUAUUAGUAUUAUAAGAGUAUAUAAACAGGACCCAUGCCCCCACGAGUCUUGUUUUGUUGGCCAGCUAAUAUCUCGCAUCCGCCAAAAAUAAAAGCUCACAUCUUUUCUUUGUAACCCCAAAAUCCAAAAGGCCAAAGAGACUAUCUUUCUUACUUAUUUAUCUCUCUCUUCUCCCGAAAAGCCCCUUAACAAGCUUUUGCUUUGAUAUCAGAUCUCUCUCUCUCUCUACUCUCACGCUUUUGAGAUGCGUGCUCCUUUAGGGCUUUCCUUUUAUACCCCAAAACGAGGCCUCUCCUUCUCUCAUCUCUCUCUCUCCCCUUUCUCUCAUACGCUAUAACCGACCGGAGAGAGGAUCCCAGAUGUCGUCGAGUGUGGUGAUGGAGGAGGAGAUACAAUGCGGGUCUACGUUGUUCGAGCAAGAGGAGCUACAAGAGAUGAGUGGGGUCAACGUUUGUGGCGGUUACGUUGAGGUCAUGUGUGGUUGUACUAGCCACCGCUACGGCGAUGCCGUUGCUAGGCUUAGGGUUUUCCCCAACGGAGAUCUCGAAAUCACCUGCGAAUGCACGCCUGGAUGUGACCAAGACAAGUUAACACCAGCUGCGUUUGAGAAGCAUUCUGGCAGAGAAACGGCUAGGAAAUGGAAGAACAACGUGUGGGUUAUCGUUGGAGGAGAAAAAGUUCCAUUGUCAAAGACAGUAUUGCUCAAAUACUACAACGAAGCAUCAAAGAAGUUGAAUAGAUCAAACAAAUCACAAGGCACAAAAGUGUUCCACAGAGAUGAGUUUGUUGGGUGCAUCGAAUGCGGUAAAGAGAGGAGGUUCAGGUUGAGGAGCAGAGACGAAUGCCGCUUGCACCACAACGCAAUGGCUGAUCCAAACUGGAAAUGCUCAGACUUUCCAUACGACAAGAUAACAUGUGAGGCAGAGGAAGAGAGAGGAAGCAGGAAAGUGUAUAAAGGCUGCACACGUUCACCAACUUGCAAAGGCUGCACCUCUUGCGUCUGCUUUGGCUGCGAGUUAUGCCGUUUCUCUGAUUGUUCUUGCCAGACCUGCGUCGACUUCACCAGCAACGUCAAGGCUUGAAGAAAACCAAACGUUUACCAAUGAAAAAUGUCUUAGAGAGAGACUUGGUUGCAUUUAAUAUUUUAUUAUUCUAUAAUUCUGAACUGUUAUAUCUACUGGUUAUCUUAUGGGUCGUUGAAUGGAGCAGUUGGAAAAGUUAAAACAAAAAUAAAAGUUGAUUUUCCUA
Brassica napus (rape) is the source of this 1478-nucleotide messenger RNA. Its product is annotated as protein ULTRAPETALA 1-like. The coding region runs from base 590 to 1312 and encodes 240 amino acids. The transcript has 3 exons. Gene Ontology annotation, molecular function: DNA binding. The record is from RefSeq and is a predicted model, not a curated record. Gene Ontology annotation, cellular component: nucleus; cytosol. Lineage: Eukaryota; Viridiplantae; Streptophyta; Magnoliopsida; Brassicales; Brassicaceae.